CGUAUUAGCCAACUGGGGUUUCUCUCCAAAACCCUCCAAGAUCAACAGUCUCCAAAACAAUUCACUUCUCUAUUCGUCGGCUUUUCCAAUGCCGGAGACGAUCCUCGGUUAAGAGAUGCCAUCGACUUCGUCCCCGUCGAAUCCAUCGUCCCGUAUAAUCUGUCUUGUACGCGAAAAACAAUUCUCGCAAUAUACUUGCCCUCGGUGCAAUAUGCGUUAUUGUUCCCUUCCAUGUUACAAGGUGAGCAUGAGUUCAUGUGA
This is a messenger RNA of Ilex paraguariensis (yerba mate), 261 nucleotides long. The record is from the annotation of a GenBank genome assembly. NCBI's taxonomy places the organism in Eukaryota, Viridiplantae, Streptophyta, Magnoliopsida, Aquifoliales, Aquifoliaceae.